GGAAGUGAGGCCAGAGGGCAGGUUGCAGGGGCUGCUCCUCUCUGCCUGGCCCUGGGCCCCUGCAGAGGGAGAGGGUGGCAGGCCCUGGGCAGCUGGUGGUUGGGACUAAACCCAGGGCUGAGGGGUGGAGGCUGGAACCUGUCCCAGUGGAAGUGUCCCUUUAAUAGCUGCUGGCCCGCCGGCUUGGACGCCUGCUUUACCUCCUAUUCAGCUGUGGCUGCAGCUGCUGUGCUGACUCAUGUGCCCCAGCAGACAGCAGGAGCUGGAAGCAUGGGCUCCCCGGGGGCCCUGGCGGGCUGGGGGCUUCUGGAUUACAAAACGGAGAAGUAUGUGAUAACCAGGAACUGGCGGGUGGGCGCCCUGCAGAGGUUGCUGCAGCUCGGGGUCAUGGCCUACGUGGUGGGGUGGGCUCUCCUCGCCAAAAAAGGCUACCAGGAGCAAGACCUGGACCCCCAGAUUUCCGUCAUCACCAAACUCAAAGGGGUUUCUGUGACCCAGAUCGAGGAGCUGGGUAACCGACUGUGGGAUGUGGCAGACUUCGUGAAGCCACCACAGGGAGAGAAUGUGUUCUUCUUGGUGACCAAUUUUCUUGUGACGCCAGAACAAGUUCAGGACAGAUGUCCAGAGCACCCUUCCAUCCCGCUGGCUAACUGCUGGGCUGAUGAGGACUGUCCGGAAGGGGAGACGGGGACACACAGCCACGGCAUAAAAACGGGCCAAUGUGUGGAAUUCAACGGGACCCACAGGACCUGUGAGAUCCAGGGCUGGUGCCCCGUGGAGAGCGGCACUGUGCCCAUGAAGCCCCUACUGGUCCAGGCAGAGAACUUCACCUUGUUCAUCAAGAACACUGUCACCUUCAGCAAGUUCAACUUCUCCAAGUCCAAUGCCUUAGACACCUGGGACGCCACUUAUUUCAAGCGCUGUCGCUACGACUCACGCUACAGCCCUUACUGCCCUGUGUUCCGCAUUGGGGAUCUCGUGGCUGCAGCUGGAGGGGUCUUUGAGGACCUGGCAUUGCUGGGAGGUGCUGUGGGCGUCCGAGUCCACUGGGAUUGUGACCUGGAUGCUGGGGGCUCCGACUGUCGGCCCCACUACUCCUUCCAGCUGCAGGAGAGGAGCUACAACUUCAGGACAGCCACUCACUGGUGGAAAGCCUCAGGUGUGGAGGCUCGGAGUCUGCUCAAGCUCUAUGGGAUCCGCUUCGACAUCCUUGUCACUGGGCAGGCAGGGAAGUUCGGCCUCAUCCCCACGACCAUCACUCUGGGCACCGGAGCAGCUUGGCUGGGUGUGAUCACCUUCUUCUGUGAUCUGCUGCUGUUGUAUGUGGACGGAGAAGCCCAUUUCUACUGGAGGACCAAGUAUGAGGAGGCAAAGGCUCCGAAGGUGACCACCAACCCCGAGCAGACAGAACCAGCUUCUGCACCCCCGUGCAUGGCUGCCCAGGUGUCUUAGAGGGGACCCAGUCUGGGAGCCAGACACCGACACCAGAGUGACCGUGCCAAGGCUCCGGUCUCCCACUCACUGGCCUGUUCCUGAGGCCUGCAGCUGUUCCCUGCUGGUUGUGGGGUGGGGGUGGGGGCCCACCUUGGGGACCUCCUGGGCAAAGCCCCAGCAGGAGCAGGUAUGGGGGAGGGGAGAAUUCCACCCUCCUACUCCCAGACAGACUGUCUCUCCCCUGACUCCAGCUCUAGCAGGAUGCUGCCUGGGGGAGCCAGAGAAGCCAGUUUCGUAUAGAGACCUGCAGCAGAACAGGAGCCACAGAGAAGAGGAGCCCCUGGGAUACCCCCUUGACAGGGCAAUGGUCCAGUGGGGCUCCUGCUGUGUCUAGGUCUAAAGAACUCUCUCCCAGCCUCCAUCACCAGUGUUUUCAGAGGUGGCCUACUCACCAGCUGUCAGCACUGACCCUCCCACUGGCAAUGGCGGACUCCAGCCCUCCUCCCCCUACCUACACCCCAUCUUAGGUAGAACCCCUCCCUCUCAGCUGUGCCCCGCUGGGGUCUGUGCAACUGGAGUCUAAAGCAAGGGAGAAAGAAGCCUGACAAGAGGGGUCAGCUGCUCCCAUGUUGGGUUGCCUGAGGUGGGCUCCUACCCAACUCUGGGCCUCAUCCAUGGAAUGAGGGGUAUGUAGGAAGUUAAUCCAACCCCCUGGCACCCCAGGCAAGGGCACAGGCACCCUUUGGUCUCACACCUGCCCAGCUUAUGAGCAUCAGCUCCUUCUUGGUAGUAGCCCUUGGGGUGUGGAGGGUUGGGAUGGGGAGGAGAAGGUGAAGAGGUUGAGUUAGUGGUCACUGGAUCCUUUGGGAUCUUCUAUAUGCCUCCUCAUUAACCCCCCCAGCCCUGGAACCUGCUCACUGGAGCCAUGGGGUUAGGGAAGCUGUCCAUCUGCUACCCAAGGUUAUAUCUAAGAACCUGUCAGGGCAUCUGCACGUCCCAAAGGACACAAAGACCCCCAGCGGGCUGGCCUGGUAUCUUUCAGGGUCUGAGUCCUGCCUGCUGGAGAAAUCCCCCACCCCCCACAGCCCCAUAUCAGUAGGGGAGGAACAAGGGCUGUAGGAGCCAAACUCCUUCCUGCUCCCAGGGCAGAGGCAAGGAUUUGGGAGUACCCACCCCAGGGAGGCAAGGGGCUUCUUUCUCAUGGGUCCCUGGUGACCAGGGGUGUGCUGGCAGUUUGGCGGUGGAGCAACAAAGGCCAGCUGGGGAAGACCAGGGCUGGCGCUCAGGCUGAACUAGCAUCUGGGAGGCACCUGGAGCCCCAGCAAAGCCUCAGGGUCUCUGCUGCUUCUCAGUCCCCAGAGCAACGUCCAUGGGGAGGCAGGUUCAGAAGAGCCAGGGUGAGAGAACAUGGCUCUGAGGUGUGGUCAUUGGAGUUGGGGUCACAUGUACCUGGUUGUCCUCAGGGCCCAAUGAAAGCUGUCAUAGCUGCAGAAAGUCAAGGAGUAAAGCCUGCCAAAACCAGCAGUUUCCUGUGUAGUCCUUACAAUGUAAGCAGCCUUAGCAUUUCCCCAGAAUACUCCUGGGGUGCUUCUAGGCUGCAUUGGGAUGGCGGGGAGGAAACUCAAAGCCCA
This is a messenger RNA of Acinonyx jubatus (cheetah), 3065 nucleotides long. Its product is annotated as P2X purinoceptor 6-like. Lineage: Eukaryota; Metazoa; Chordata; Mammalia; Carnivora; Felidae. The transcript is spliced from 12 exons. The record is from RefSeq and is a predicted model, not a curated record. Gene Ontology annotation, cellular component: nuclear inner membrane; plasma membrane. Bases 271 to 1452 code for a protein of 393 amino acids. Gene Ontology annotation, biological process: response to ATP; monoatomic cation transmembrane transport. Gene Ontology annotation, molecular function: ATP binding; purinergic nucleotide receptor activity; extracellularly ATP-gated monoatomic cation channel activity.